AUGAGCGAAGAAGCUGACACAAAUGUUUCGAAGUUAAUCAAUGGUUCUGGUAACAACAGCUUGAGUAGCAGUAGUACUGUAUUAUGCUCGGGGUUACACAAUCAUAUGGGUUACGCUGAUCAAUGCGAGUUCUUAAGCGCAAACCCAAUUUGUUCCCCUGAUGGAUUCUUUGAUUACCUUAGCUUCUUUUACUGCUCCUGCAGAGAUUUCAGGAUCUUGGGUUACAUGAUGUUGGGUGUUUGGCUUGUUGCAUUGUUUUAUCUGUUGGGUAAUACUGCUGCAGAUUACUUUUGUUGUUCGUUAGAGAAGCUCUCAAAGCUUUUGAGGCUACCUCCAACUGUUGCUGGUGUUACUUUGCUUCCACUUGGGAAUGGAGCACCAGAUGUGUUUUCGAGUAUAGCUGCCUUUGUUGGUACAGAUAAAGGAGAAGUGGGUCUUAACAGCGUCUUGGGUGGUGCGGUAUUUGUUACUUCGGUUGUUGUUGGGAUUGUUUCGCUCUGUGUUGCGGAUAAAGAAGUCAAGAUCGAUAAGGAAUGUUUCAUCAGAGACUUGAGUUUCUUCCUUUUCACGCUUGUGUCCUUGCUGGUGAUUUUGAUGGUCGGUAAAGUGACAGUAGGUAUUGCCAUCGCGUUUGUCUCGAUAUAUGUGGUUUAUGCGUUCCUCGUGGCAGCGAAUGUGAUUCUGAGAAAACAUGCUAAGCGGUUUAAACUAGACGCUAUUACUCCUUUGCUACCUAGGCAAGGAAGUGUUUUUUCCCCGAGUGUUGAAGAGGAUAUUCCAAUGAAUAGCCCCUUGAUCGAAAGUGACACUGAGGAUGGUCCACCUCGCCUACAAAACUCUCUUCCUCAGUGGAUGUGGGCUUCCAAUGUGGCCAUCUAUUCAAACCAUUUCGCGAAAGUUAGUGUACAAGAUGAAGACAGGCCACCUUGGGGAUGGCUUGAUGACAGUGAAGAAGUUGAGAGCUCCUUAUGUACUAAAUUCACUUCCUUGUUGGAAAUUCCAUUGACGAUUCCAAGGAGGUUAACGAUUCCAUCGGUCGAGGAAGAUACUUGGUCAAAGACAUAUGCUGUGGCCAGCGUUUCAUUAGCGCCAGUCCUUUUGGCAUCUAUCUGGAGUAGCCAAGACGAUGUGAGUCCUCAAGCUUGUGGUGUGGCUUACUUUAUCGGCAUUGCUAUGGGCUCUACUUUUGGUUUUCUUGCUUACAAAAACACAGAACCCGAUCACCCACCUCGAAGAUUCUUGAUUCCUUGGGUUCUUGGUGGGUUUAUCAUGAGCAUUGUAUGGUUCUACAUGAUUGCAAACGAACUAGUUGCUCUUCUGGUGACAUUUGGUGAGAUCUACGGAAUCAACCCGUCGAUACUUGCGCUAACGGUACUAGCUUGGGGAAACUCAAUGGGUGACUUAGUGUCAAACAUCGCAUUGUCGAUGAACGGUGGGGAUGGUGUACAAAUCGCUUUAUCUGGAUGCUAUGCAGGUCCAAUGUUCAACACACUCGUCGGGCUAGGUAUGUCAAUGCUUCUCGGCGCAUGGUCCAAGAGUCCAGACACAUACAUGCUACCACAAGACAAAAGCCUGUUCUACACUCUUGGGUUUCUAGUACUCGGUUUGGUUUGGGCUAUGGUGAUGCUCCCGCGCAACGAAAUGCAACCUAACAAAACCUUAGGUAUUGGACUCAUUGCUCUAUACUUGAUAUUCGUCACUUUCAGGCUCAGUUGCGCCAUGGGAUUCAUACCAUGGGCUGCUUAA
This is a messenger RNA of Arabis nemorensis, 1746 nucleotides long. Lineage: Eukaryota; Viridiplantae; Streptophyta; Magnoliopsida; Brassicales; Brassicaceae. The record is from the annotation of a GenBank genome assembly.